CAGUGAGAGACACGGCAGUUAGCUAGUCGGAGAGCGAUGGAGGCAGGAGGAAGGGCGCCGUGGAUGAAAUAUGGGCCUGUUGUGUCCUUAUUUGUGGUUCUCUUGGCCCUGUGGUUCCGGGCACCCCAGAAUACAGUACUGGAUGACCGGCUGGACACAGUUUUGUCCUCUCUGCUGCGGGCGGAAAGCAAAGUGGGCAUAGAUGAUAUCGCCAGACCGAAAGUGGCUAUUGGUUUUGGAGGUUGUGUAGAUUUGAUCGUGGAUGGUGUGUCACUGUUGAAAAAGAUUGGCCUCACUCCAGCUGACCAGCCCCUUCAUCAUGACUACAUUGAAAACAUGAACCAGCUGGCCCAGAGCUUUGCUUACUUCUUUGCACCAGGAGCUGCUGCAGAGCGUUUUAUGCUAAAUGACACCCUCUUUAGCGAACUGGUUGAAGCCUCCCGGGACUUACCUGGAAACAGAUGGGCAGUAGGAGGAAAUGCUCCAGUAAUGGCUGGUCGCAUGGCAAAAGAAGGAUGUGAUGUGUUGUUAGGGGGGAGCUUCAGUUCUGACUUCAAUGAUGUCCUUUCCCAACACAUCACAGUGGCGGGGGCUGUAGUUGAAGAACCAGACAUUCAUCUGAUUAUGGAGUAUCCAUCUGGUGCUCAGUGGGGACACUACACCUCACGCAGAGCUAACAGGUAUAUCGUCCACAGUGAUGACCAUAACCCCUACUUGGCCUCCAUGGAGGACUUUGCUGAAAAACUUGAAAGUUUCCAGCCAGAUCUGCUGGUGGUGGGCGGACUGCAGAUGAUGGACAACUUCCCCUUCCAGUCAGGUGAACGUGAUACUCUCCUGUCUCGUCUGGCUGACCUCCUGUCCUCUUCAUCUGCCCCAAUCGGAGUGCAUUUUGAGAUGGCCAGCUUUGUAGAAGAGAGUAUAAUGGAAGACCUGCUUCAUUAUGUCAUCCCCCAUGCUGACUCUUUGGGGAUGAAUGAACAGGAGCUUCCCAACCUUCUCAGUCUCCUUAAAGGCUCCAACAUCACAGUUUUGUCAGACCCAAACCCCCGCGUAGCUACAGUCCUUGAUCAGAUGAGGGAGGUCUAUCGCAUUCUCAACCAGCGCUACAGCGACGCUAAUGCUGCCAGUACAGAAGAUGGCACAAACGAUGCUAAAGCGAAGGGGAAGCCACUGACUCGACUUCAUGUUCACACACUGGCCUUUCAGGCCAUGAUUGUAACGCGAGGGUCUCAGUGGAAGAACACCAUGUCAGCCACCGCCAAAGCCUCUCUCACAGCUAACCGACAUGUCUGUGGAUCUAAUGACAUUGACCCCAGUAAAGCGAGGCUCAUCAUGGACGACUCCUUCUCUGUGAGCCGGCAGGAGGGUAGCCAGCGUAUCCCUCUGAAAGAAACCAGGCCCGUCAGCUGCUGGGAGGAGGAAGACUAUGAGAUCUGCGUGGCACCUGUGCUGGUGUGCACUGAAGUUUUCCAAACUGCAGGAGGUGGGGACAACAUCUCUGCUGCCGGCCUCGUCCUACAGAUCUAAAUACACUUAAUGGUCUAUUUGUGUGUUGCGCUAACAAGAUGUUGGCAAACAAUGUGACUCGAGACUAAGCCGUGAUGCAAAUUGACCAUUGUGGUAAACAAUGAUUGUGAUGGGUAUGGGCUCAUGCUGUCACCCUUAAAGGAUAAAGAGAACUCUUAAUACUUUUAGGAGUCAGAAGAUGGGCAACAUGGGAUUGGCAAUCAGUCAAAUCAUCAGAUUUCAGGUUAAAGAGAUUUUGAAUAAGUGGAUUUAAGAUUUUUAGACUGAAUAUAAUAAAAUGAGUGAAUUCAUUUAUUACUGUAUUUACAUAUCCAAAUAUGUAUAUGCACUGUUUUGGAUGAAGUGCAAAAUGAUUUACAGCCAGUUUUUUCCCUCUGGUUCAGCAGUUCAGUGUUGCCAAGUCAUUGAGCCCAUCGUCUGACUUCAUUUCUGUACUUAAGGCCUUACAACACUUGGCCCUUCAUUCAGGAUGAGACACAGAGGGAUGAGGUUUGGAUGAAGUCAUGCAGACACCGCCUAGGGUAGCACAUGUUUGAAUCAUGUAUCAGACUUUAAAUACAUCACAUGGCUAGUGUGGUGUCAAACGACUGUAGCAUAAAACUUUUUUCAUUUAAAUCUCUAUGCAGUAAACAUGUCCAGUCUAGCUGUGCCACCACUGAAAUUUCUUUAUCCUUUGCCCAGUCUUGGUUGUACCAGUAAAAAGUGCACCUCCUAUGCUUUUUAUCAGUUACCUAAAUGUUUUACUGGACACAGACUGUACUGGAAGGUCAAAUCUGAGGCCCGUAAUGAGUCUGCUCUAUCCUGCUUCCUCCCUCCUCUGUCUCACUCUCAAGGACAAGGAGAUUUUAAGUCCAAGGCUGGUUCUGGGGAUUAAGCGUCACCUCCUAUUCUUCCCAAUAUAUGUGAAAACUUUGCAGACUGGUUUGGAUGCGUUUGCUUCUCUUUAAGGCUGUCAUUCCUCUGUGUGUCAGUUGCAGUGCAUUAAUGCAAAAAUAAUGUUUAAAAAGACCACUCAUGGUAUCUGGGUGUUGACAGUGUCCUCUCUACCUCUGUCCUUGUUUUAUUUUGUUUCCUGCUAAAACAUGUCCGUGUCACAUAUCUACUUUGUUCCUUAUGCUCAUCGUUUGUCUGGUUGUGGACCAAACCAGAGUGGACUGCCUCAGAGAACACUGCUGUAGAGAAGUCGAUGGCAGCCCUUUCUCACAUGACAUGGCUGGAUAUAGUAGAGCACCACUUUAUUUAUAAUUAGACACAUCUGAGAAAGAGUGUGUUAGCAACUUGAAGCUCGAUUUCUAAACCAUGCAGCUACCACAAUACCAGAAUCCAUGGAGUAGUGGACCACACUUAAAAUGAUUUUUCAGCGUUUCAUCAUCAUCUCACAAGAUCAGAAGUCAGAUUUUUUUUUUCCUCCGGCCAAGUAUAAAUUUGCGUAUUUUGACAUGUUUGUUUUACACUAUGCUUUUGUCACUACUGUUAGCUGGUGUCAGGAUUUUAAUCACUUCCAUUCGAAACUGUAUUUAAUGAACUGGCUGGACUUAAACAGGAAUGAUGCCCACUAUGCUGUUUCUCUGACUGUACAAAUCAAACAUUCCUUCAGAGCUAACUUGAGUUGUUCAUGGAUGACUUGUUUCUCUUUGUUUCUACAUUGUUCAUUCAUUUUUAAAAUUUUCCCUGUUGAGUAGCAGAUUUUACUUAAAGUGGAAUAUCCUUUGUUCCAGUGCAGCAGGUGUGAGGUCAAAAGAAGAACUGAAAGAUACAAGAAUCCCUUUAAAUCUUUUCUCUGUGAAAUGAGACUGUACUGAUGGGUUACUAUUUGAUUACCCUGAAGGGAAAUGAGCCUUACACUGUCUAGAUUUUUGGUGUUUUAGCAAAAAAGGGAAUGUUUAAUACAAACUUUUCUAUUACUGUAGGCUUAUGUUCAUGUUUUUUUCCCCUUGAGUCACUUUCUUACACUUUCUUGACUGGAAGCCAAGAGUAACGGGUCAUGUUUUUACUGUGAACUGAAAACAACGCAUGCAUGUAUGCUCAUGUAGAAAACUGCUUGUGUUUGCUGCCAUAUCAUAUACUUAUCUAAGCUUUAGAUAAGUUGUUUCAUCCAUGUUUCAAAGCUCUGUGUGACUGUUUCAUGCAUGUUAUUAAUUCAGUGCAGUGUUGUCUCAGAUAAAAUGCUACACUGAUUGAGCAACCAAA
Sphaeramia orbicularis (orbiculate cardinalfish) is the source of this 3717-nucleotide messenger RNA. It is a transcript of the gene adpgk2, whose product is annotated as ADP-dependent glucokinase 2. The coding region runs from base 37 to 1527 and encodes 496 amino acids. Gene Ontology annotation, molecular function: ADP-specific glucokinase activity. The record is from RefSeq and is a predicted model, not a curated record. NCBI's taxonomy places the organism in Eukaryota, Metazoa, Chordata, Actinopteri, Kurtiformes, Apogonidae. Gene Ontology annotation, biological process: glucose metabolic process. Gene Ontology annotation, cellular component: endoplasmic reticulum. The transcript is spliced from 7 exons.